AUGGGCUCGCAGGGUCGGGGUGCGCUUGCUGUGGCGCUGCUUGCCGCAGCAGCGCUGUGUGCACCCAUCGCAGAUGCAUAUCCAUACUAUUACUCGGGCUGCCAAAUCUCUGUUGGCGAGACCGCCAUGUCCCACACCGUCACUGCUGUCUCGGAUGGCGACAGUGAUUGCGACAUUGAAGGCUUUCCCACAGAAUAUUUUGAAGGGGAGACAUACACGAUCAAUUUGAAUGGUAGAAGCGGGCUGAUGUUUCUCGUGAGCGUGGAUUCGGGCACGCUGGCCAAGAAGGACUCCAACAGCUUCACCUCCAAGUCAGGGUGCAGCAGCACGGCUGGGUACGGCAAUCUCGACACGCAGGUGGAGUGGACGGCCGGGAGCGCCUCCUCGGCGUCCAUCACGCUCACGUGUGGCUCAAACUCCUUUGGCCUCCUGCAAGCGACUGAAAGCGGCAGCAAGGGCGAAGUGGUCACGUGCGAUUCCCCACCGAGCGUGGACAAUGGCACGCCGUGUUCCUCUGCAACCCACAUCCAGCCCGACUGCGACGUGCAGUGCUCUUCCGGCUACGAGCUCACCGCCAACACCAUCCAGUGCCAGCCCGAUGGCAACUUCACGGGCUCUGCAACGUGUUCCGACAUUGACGCGUGCGAAUCGCACGACGUGUGCGACCCCAACAGCAACGGCUGCAUGGACAUUGCUGGCGGCCCAGACAGCGAGGAUGGCAUCACAUGUGGCGGCUGCACGACAGGAUACACUGGUGACGGCUUCACAUGCGAGGACAUUGAUGGAUGCAAUCCAGUCCCGUGCGACGCCGAUGCCACAUGUGCGGACGUUGCAGCACCGGGCACGGGUGCCACAUGCACGUGUAACGAAGGAUUCUUUGGCGAUGGGUCCACAUGCACAGCGUGCACCGUGUGUCCUGAGAACACAUAUGCGGUGGGCGAGUGUCACACGACAGCCGGGGACUACGACUCGUGCGACGCGUGCCCUGGCAACUCGACUAGUCCUGCGGACUCAAAGUCCAUCGACGACUGCACGUGCAACGAAGGGUUCACCAAGAUGACCUCGGGUAACUCCUUCGUCUGCGAACCAAUCGUGUGUCCCGAGGGCGAGUUUUUGGACGGCGACACGUGCAGCGCGUGCACCCCAACCACUUGCCCUGCUGGGGAGGAGCUUCAAGGCCAAUGUGGCGGCAGCACCAACACGCUGUCGUGCCAGCCAUGCACGGGCGGCACUGCCAAGGACGCCGCAGGCGCCGGCAUGUGCACCACGUGUCCAUGGGGAACGGAGCCCAACAGCGACCACACCGACUGCGUUGCCUGCCCUGCUGGACAUGCUGGCAUUGGCGGCAGCUGCACGCUCUGUGGCAACGGCACGCAGCCCAGCACCAACGGCUCAGUUUGUGUGGCGUGCCAGCCUGGCUGGGCCGGCACCCUGGGCCUGUGCUCUGCCUGUGGCCAAGACAAAGUCGCAUCGUCAGACAAGACGGCGUGCGUGACGUGCGGCGCGAACGCGGUGCCCAACACCAUGCACGCCGCGUGUGUUUGCGACACCACGAGCGUGGUCACGUCGCCCUGGCCGCUCACGUGCACGCCCUGUGGCGACGGCACCCGACCAAACUGGAAUCAGACCGCGUGCGUGCCGUGUCAGCCCGGGUGGGCCGGCACCAACGGAUGGUGCAGCGCGUGCUCCAGCAAUCUCGUACCCAACAUGGCACGCACGGCAUGCGUUGCGUGCCCCGCCCCUUUUCGCGCGUCGGCGGAUGGGGUUCGUUGCAUGCCGCCACGUUGCGGUGAGAGCGAUGGCACCGAUGCACGACAGUGCUCGCCUUGCCCCGGGUGCCACUGCCCUCGAACUCACGUGCCCGUUGUGGACACGAUUGGCGCCAUCGAAUACGUCUCCUGCGACCUCUGUCCCCCGGAGCUUGUGCCUGUUGCCGGCACAUGCAGGCCUUGCCCCCAAAACCGCGUCUCCUUCAAUGGCCGUUGCCUGGCGUGUGCAUCCGGGUAUGGCGUGUACAACGCCACCACGUGUCUUCCCUGCAAGGGCGUGAACAUUUCCAUGGACGGCGUGUGUGUUGGCUGCCCAGCGGGACAGGUGCCCGACGAGACGCGAACUCGCUGCCAGAAUGUGACGCAGCAGAACAUCUACUUUGCCCUGGACUAUGCGCAGUUUGAACAAGAUGCACAGGCGCGUUGGGAGUUUAUUGGCGCCGUGCUAGAGGCGCUGCAGGCGCAUGGCAUCGACACAAGCGCUAUUGUGCAGGUGCUACUGCGGCCAGGGAGCACCGUGGUGGAGCUGGUGGGCGCGGGAUGGGCCCUUCAAGCAGCAAAGGAUGCUGCUGCUGCGGGUACGGUGGUGGUUGUACACAAUGGCGCGAAUGCGACCGCUGGUGACACGUUGACCGCUGAUGGGACUGUGGUCUCGAGCUCUGUGGAGGGAAGCACAGACAGCAGCGGCAGCAGCGGUGGUGGUGCGUCAACAACAGAGGACCUCUCCGCUGGCACCGUCGCAGGCGUGUUUGCCGGGGUGUUUGCGGGCGCGUUUGUUGUGUUCCUCAUCGCGGCGUGCCAGACCAAGUCGCGCCACGUGAUGCACUCGAAGCGCAGCACCAGCAAGCUUGAGAUUGACCUCACCACCGAAGAUGGCGACGUGUCAAGCGCAUCAAGCCCGUGGGACAACGUUCAAGUCUCCGACCUCUGA
This is a messenger RNA of Salpingoeca rosetta, 2700 nucleotides long. RefSeq lists its product as uncharacterized. The record is from RefSeq and is a predicted model, not a curated record. The coding region runs from base 1 to 2700 and encodes 899 amino acids. The transcript has 11 exons. NCBI's taxonomy places the organism in Eukaryota, Choanoflagellata, Craspedida, Salpingoecidae.